Schizosaccharomyces octosporus yFS286 is the source of this 2453-nucleotide messenger RNA. Its product is annotated as V-type ATPase subunit A. The record is from RefSeq and is a predicted model, not a curated record. Gene Ontology annotation, cellular component: fungal-type vacuole membrane; proton-transporting V-type ATPase, V1 domain. Gene Ontology annotation, biological process: ATP metabolic process; proton transmembrane transport. Gene Ontology annotation, molecular function: ATP binding; proton-transporting ATPase activity, rotational mechanism; ATP hydrolysis activity. Bases 395 to 2254 code for a protein of 619 amino acids. The transcript is spliced from 3 exons. NCBI's taxonomy places the organism in Eukaryota, Fungi, Ascomycota, Schizosaccharomycetes, Schizosaccharomycetales, Schizosaccharomycetaceae.
CUACAACCAUGAUUAUCAUAUGUCUAAAGAAAGCUAGAUUUGAAUUCGCUUACUAUGAUUUGUAAAACUUCUUUUGAACUUAAGCAAUUGAAUUCUUUGCUCGACCAUUUCUCUUAUCUGUAAAGAAGGGCUAUCUACCUGAGGGAUCCAUCUAAAGGUAUCAGAACAAUUCCCUUGUAGUCUUUGUUCUUGGUUUUUAUAUCUUUUAUUUGUAAUGUCUACAGCUUUUAAUAAUCGCAUUUAGCGAUGUUUUAUUUGUUUUUGGUAUAUUUUUGAUAACGAACACAAUUACUGGAUCUCGUUGGGCUCAAAUAAGAAAUAGCAAGAUCACCAGGACAGCAACAUUUGAGAUUCAACCUUCACCUACAUCCACAUUUUAUAGAAUUAUUACUCAAUGGCUGGAGGGAUUGAGAAUGCCAAAAAGGCGAUCAGAAGCCUGAAAAAUUACGAUGAACACGAAAACCGCUUUGGCACCGUUUUUAGUGUUUCAGGACCAGUCGUCGUUGCUUCCAACAUGCUUGGUUGCUCUAUGUAUGAGCUUGUCCGCGUUGGUCAUGAUGAAUUGGUAGGAGAAGUUAUUCGAAUUCACCAAGACAAAUGUACAAUUCAAGUUUACGAAGAAACCUCUGGUCUUACUGUCGGUGAUCCCGUCCAACGUACAGGAAAGCCUUUGUCUGUUGAAUUAGGCCCAGGUCUUGCUGAAACCAUUUACGAUGGUAUCCAACGCCCAUUAAAACAAAUCCAUGACAAAGCUCAAAGUAUUUACAUUCCCAGAGGCAUCAAUACAGAAGCAUUAGACCGUACUCGUAAAUAUGAUUUCACACCUAAUAAGAAGCUUCGUGUCGGUGAUCACGUAUCCGGUGGUGAUGUUUUUGGUUCCGUUUUUGAAAACUCUCUUUUUAGUGACCAUAAAAUCAUGCUUCCUCCUAGAUCUCGUGGUACGGUCACUUUUAUCGCCGAAGCAGGUUCCUACACCGUAGUUGACAAGCUUUUGGAAGUGGAAUUCAAUGGCAAAAAACAAUCUUUUGGUAUGUUACAGACUUGGCCUGUCCGUGCUCCCCGUCCAGUGGCCGAUAACCUUACCGCCAAUCAACCUCUGCUCACCGGCCAACGUGUUCUCGAUUCCUUGUUUCCAUGUGUUCAAGGUGGUACCACCGCUAUUCCUGGUGCUUUUGGUUGCGGUAAAACUGUAAUUUCUCAAUCUCUUUCCAAGUAUUCCAAUUCGGAUAUGAUUGUUUACAUUGGUUGUGGUGAACGUGGUAACGAAAUGGCCGAAGUUUUGAUGGACUUCCCUGCUUUGACCAUUGAUAUCAACGGAACUCCUGAACCUAUUAUGAAACGUACUACUCUCGUUGCUAAUACUUCAAACAUGCCCGUGGCUGCCCGUGAAGCAUCCAUCUAUACUGGUAUCACCUUGGCUGAGUACUAUCGUGAUCAAGGUAAGAACGUCUCAAUGAUGGCUGAUUCUACUUCUCGUUGGGCUGAGGCUCUCCGUGAGAUUUCUGGUCGUCUUGCUGAAAUGCCUGCUGACUCUGGUUAUCCUGCUUACCUUGGUGCUAAACUGGCUUCUUUUUAUGAACGGGCUGGUCGUGUUCGUUGUUUAGGUAGUCCUGAACGUGAAGGUACUGUGUCGAUUGUUGGUGCUGUUUCUCCUCCAGGUGGUGACUUCUCUGAUCCAGUCACUAGUGCUACUUUGGGUAUUGUGCAAGUUUUCUGGGGUUUGGACAAGAAAUUGGCUCAGCGUAAACAUUUCCCCUCUAUUAAUACCUCCUUAUCUUAUUCCAAGUAUGUAAAUGCUUUGACUCCUUGGUAUGAAGACCGUGUUUCCGGUUUCAACUCUUUACGUGAUCAAAUUAAACAAAUUAUCCAACAAGAAGAUUCGAUGCUUGAAAUCAUUCAAUUGGUUGGUAAGUCUGCUCUUUCUGAGAGCGACAAGGUUACUUUAGACAUGGCUGGUAUUAUCAAGAACGAUUUCUUACAACAAAACGGCUAUUCCGACUACGAUCGUAGCUGUCCUCUCUACAAAACUUACCAUAUGAUGAGAAACAUGAUUUCUUAUUACGGGAAAGCCAAGGGUGCCGUUGAGCAAGGCAAUGUUCCAUGGUCUAAAAUCCGUGAAGGCACUUCCGAUCUUUUCCAUGAACUUUCUUCCAUGAAAUUUGAAAAUCCUAAUGAUGGUGAAAAAGAACUUGUUGAACGUUACGAACAACUUUAUAAGAAGAUCGAUGACAAAUUUCAAGCCCUUGCUGAGUAAUUUUUUAAUUUUGCAAUUAAGCGUUAGAGUGUGAUACUCAAUUAAUUUACCAAUUUAGUCUUCCAUUAUGUCCUUAAUCAGUUCUACAAGUAUCUAAACUCUUCAAUUAUUAAAGAAUAUGCCGAAAACUCCAUAGAGGUCUCGAUGAAUGAAUGCAAUUAAUUUUUAAUAUAAUUAUAACUAACUCAGCACCGUCCUA